AUGGAUUAAGACAAAAACCUUCUGACGCAAUCAUUGAUUUUUAAUAUUGCUAAUCAUAAAUAAAAAGAAACAGAUAUCUUUGCUUUUGUAAUUGAUGGAAAGUUGACUCUUUUGGAUAAUUUAAUGCAUCAAUUCAAUAAUGUUCAGGAAAUCAUAAAUGCAAAAGAUUUUGAAGGCAAGACACCUUUAUUUUAUGCUUGGUUUUUCAAUUACAAUAAAAAGAUAUUAUAACUUCAAAAAUAUUGUGAUGUAUUUGCUAAUGAAGGGAGCGGAUCCAUUUCUAACAUCUAAAUCAGGAUUUAUGUAUUUCAUGUCUGUGCCUAAAGAGGUAAUUUGGAAUGCCUCCAAAUACUCUUUUAAAUGUUUAAACAUAAAUAAAGUAUGGCUAAAUGGGAGGAAUUGAAAAUAACAAUGAAAAAGUAUCAAAUCAAGAAAUCAGACUCAUAAAAAGGGUAGUUGAUUAACGCAGAUAAACAUUUGAAGCAAGUUCAAUAAAGAUUCUAAUAAUUCCAAGCAAUUGUUAGUGAGUAAUAUUAAUAAUUUUUGGAUUAAAAUUUAUAAUAUUUUAAACUAGUCAAUAUGACAAAGAUCAUUUUAGAGAAAUGCUAUACAUUAUGGCAGCUUAUCCAAAUACACCAAAUGUUUUUAAUGUAUUAAAUAAUUGGCAUAAUUUGA
Paramecium tetraurelia is the source of this 675-nucleotide messenger RNA. RefSeq lists its product as uncharacterized. The transcript has a single exon. Lineage: Eukaryota; Ciliophora; Oligohymenophorea; Peniculida; Parameciidae. The record is from RefSeq and is a predicted model, not a curated record.